Trifolium pratense (red clover) is the source of this 1546-nucleotide messenger RNA. Its product is annotated as mitochondrial adenine nucleotide transporter ADNT1-like. The transcript is spliced from 8 exons. NCBI's taxonomy places the organism in Eukaryota, Viridiplantae, Streptophyta, Magnoliopsida, Fabales, Fabaceae. Bases 264 to 1310 code for a protein of 348 amino acids. The record is from RefSeq and is a predicted model, not a curated record. Gene Ontology annotation, biological process: transmembrane transport.
AUACUCUUCAAUAAUUUAGUCUUUAAAUUGUGAAUUUGUGUGUUAUGGAUUAGUAUUAAAAAAUAAACAGAAAAUUUGUUAAAGAUAAAUGGGGAAGUCCGAGAAUACACGUUUAUGAUUGAUGACAACGCAUACGCGCGCGUAUAUAAUUCUUCCAUUUUGAUUUUGAAAGCAAAUUAAAUUCCUCAAACUUUGCAAAUUUUCCUCUCACUAUUUAUUCUGUCUUAUAAAUAAUAAUCGUUUUAUUCCUUUCAUUCAUUUCAAUGGCGUCUUCUCAAGAUUCAGUUGCAAAGUCAAAUGAUCAGAAGUCUAUAGUCUCCGCCGGGAUCACCGGAGAAGCUCGGAAACCUCCUAGACAUCCGUUGAUCAGUAUCUGCAAGUCUCUUGUUGCCGGUGGAGUCGCCGGAGGAGUUUCACGAACAGCUGUAGCUCCUCUAGAGAGAUUGAAGAUUCUGCUGCAGGUUCAAAAUCGCCACAAUGUAAAAUACAACGGAACAGUUCAGGGCUUAAAAUAUAUAUGGAAAACUGAGGGUUUUAGAGGAAUGUUUAAAGGAAACGGAACCAACUGUGCUCGUAUUGUCCCAAAUUCAGCAGUCAAGUUCUUUAGCUAUGAGCAAGCAUCUAAGGGUAUUCUAAGUCUCUAUCGGUUGCAAACUGGAAAUGAAGAAGCUCAACUCACUCCUGUUCUGCGUCUUGGAGCUGGGGCAUGUGCGGGAAUCAUUGCAAUGUCUGCAACUUACCCUAUGGACCUGGUGCGAGGACGCCUAACUGUACAGACAGAAGCAUCUCCUCAGCAAUAUAGAGGAAUUUUUAAUGCUCUUUCAACAGUCUUCCGAGAAGAAGGAGCUAGAGCAUUGUAUAAAGGAUGGUUACCUUCAGUCAUAGGAGUUAUACCGUACGUGGGUCUAAAUUUUUCUGUGUAUGAAUCUCUGAAAGACUGGUUGAUUCAAACAAAACCACUUGGAAUAGGUCAAGACUCGGAGCUAAGUGUGACUACAAGGCUUGCAUGUGGGGCUGCUGCUGGAACUAUUGGCCAGACAGUGGCAUAUCCCCUUGAUGUCAUUCGCAGAAGAAUGCAGAUGGGUGGAUGGAAAGGCGCUGCUUCGAUUGUAGCUGCUGAUGGGAAGGGUCUUGAGUAUACUGGCAUGGUUGAUGCAUUCAGGAAAACAGUAAAGUAUGAGGGAUUUGGAGCAUUAUACAAGGGCUUAGUCCCCAAUUCAGUCAAGGUGGUACCUUCCAUCGCCAUUGCCUUUGUGUCAUACGAGAUGGUCAAGGACGUCCUUGGAGUUGAAAUGAGAAUAUCUGAUUGAAGAAUUAGCAAUUGUCUGAUGCUUGAGAUUUAGUAUGUGAAAAUAUUUUUUAAAAUUUAUUCAAAUGUAAAAUGCUAGAAUAUUUUCAUUUCUUUGUUAGAAAAAAUGCACAAAAAACAUUGAAGACAAAAUUUUAUUAUUUUCAUUGAUUUUAUGUAUAUAACUAAAACUACGUACAUUCCUGAGAUGAAUACCAGAAAAAACAAAUACAUUCCUGAUAUCAUGCUCUUUGGGAU